UGUUAUACUGGGAUUUGUCAUCACACAGUGAUGAUGCAAUUACACUGGAACUAGUGAGUGACCAAUGGGUGUAGUUAUUUUCCAUCAGGCUUGUGUUCACUAUUCAGCCACUUAAGAUAACGUUGUUACCUCAUCUGCCUCACUCCUCCCUCACUCCUCCCCUCUGUGUAUGCGCUCGUUCUCGCUCUCUUUCCUACUGGUUCACUUUCUCUCGAGGGAGUCGCAGCUCUGAUCUUUAGGUCCACACAGUCCACAGUACCUCGUCUCCUCCAGGACUCCAAAAAGACAGUAUGGAGAAGAGCCAGUUUGGACCCCCGCAGGACGUGUCGGCUCCCCCCUACCCCGGCCUCCCAGCGGGCUACCAGGGAAGUGGAGGGGGAACAGCCUACCCCCCUCAGUCUGGCUUCCAGGGAGGUCCCCAACCCGGCAUGUACCCACCACCUCCCCAAUACGACAUGGGCAUGGCACAACCUACAAAUCCCCCUGGGGUAACCCAGGUGGUGGUGAUGCAGCAGCCGCUGCCUAGAGACGUGUCCGGCCAGAUGACGUGUCCCCACUGUCAGGUCCAGGUUCUGACAGAGACCACACACACCACUGGACUGCUCACCUGGGUCAUCUGUGGAUCACUCGGCUUCUUCCUGUGCUGGCCAUGCUGUUUGAUUCCGUUCUGUGUUGACUCCUGUAAGGACGUAGAACACCGCUGCCCCAACUGCAGGAGAGUGAUCCACAUCCACAAACGCAUGUGAACAGACCUAGACCUGACACCUGCCACAAAGUGAUCCACAUCCACAAACGCAUGGGAACAGACCAAGAUGAGACACCUGCCACAAAGUGAUCCACAUCCACAACUAGCCCCGGCCCACAGCCACUGCUGCCACAAAGUGAUCCAUACCUUUAUGAAUCCAUUCCAAUACACCACUAGUCUACACCACUACACUACACCACUAGUCUACACCACUACACCACUAGUCUACUCCACUACACAACUACUCUACCCCACUAGUCUACACCAUGACACCACUAGUCUACUCCACUACACAACUAGUCUACACCACUACACCACUAGUCUACACCAUGACACCACUAGUCUACACCACUAGUAGGUCCAAUAACGCUUUUAGUACCUGAGUAACGGUGACUCAUAUUUCCAACCAUAACACACACACACUUGUGAAGCAAUGUGCUCCUCAUGAAAAUGGAAUGGCUGUUGGUGAGAAGUCACAGUGUAAAGACACUAGUCUGUCUGUGGCUGAGAUGACUACUGGAAGACCAGCUUAACAUUGACUAGUGUCAGUGUGUAACAAGCUAAGGCCACUUCUAGCAGACCUUUACACUGAUUGUAAUGUAUGUUUGCUUUCAUUCUGUGAAUCUUCAUGUUAGACAGAAAGUAUGAUUCUAUUUGUAUUGACGUUGGUAUCGAUUGGUUGUUGGGUUUUUGAAGGGACAGUCCACAGUUGAAACAAUAAAAAAGCUGAACCCUG
Messenger RNA from Salmo salar (Atlantic salmon), 1481 nucleotides. RefSeq names its product lipopolysaccharide-induced tumor necrosis factor-alpha factor homolog. The record is from RefSeq and is a predicted model, not a curated record. Gene Ontology annotation, cellular component: nucleus; cytoplasmic side of lysosomal membrane; cytoplasmic side of late endosome membrane. NCBI's taxonomy places the organism in Eukaryota, Metazoa, Chordata, Actinopteri, Salmoniformes, Salmonidae. Gene Ontology annotation, molecular function: zinc ion binding.